Epinephelus fuscoguttatus (brown-marbled grouper) is the source of this 1391-nucleotide messenger RNA. RefSeq names its product mesencephalic astrocyte-derived neurotrophic factor (gene manf). The record is from RefSeq and is a predicted model, not a curated record. Bases 129 to 671 code for a protein of 180 amino acids. Gene Ontology annotation, biological process: dopaminergic neuron differentiation; neuron projection development. Gene Ontology annotation, cellular component: endoplasmic reticulum. Lineage: Eukaryota; Metazoa; Chordata; Actinopteri; Perciformes; Serranidae. The transcript is spliced from 4 exons.
CAGGAACGCUUGCGUGCUCACUUUACCGGCGUCUGUAGCGACUCAUGAGAGUGAACCUCACACACAGCUGAACGUUUUUGCUCCAGCAGCGGUUAAAGGCGACAAACGUGUCGGUCAAUCGGGUCGAAAUGUUGACUUUAGGCGGGUUGUCGGUGGCUCUCGCGCUCGCUCUGGUUCCCGGUUCCUCUGAAGCCCUGAAGGAAGGAGAGUGUGAAGUGUGUAUGACCUUCCUCGGGAAGUUUUACCAGUCACUACAGGACAACAACAUAAACUUCAACAGCGGAGACAUCGAGAAAUUCCUCAUAAAGAGCUGCAAAGAUGCUAAAAGCAAAGAAAACCGCUUUUGUUACUACAUCGGGGCAACAAGUGACGCAGCCACCAAGAUGAUCAACGAGGUGACCAAACCUCUCAGCUACCACGUCCCAGUGGAAAAGAUCUGUGAGAAACUGAAGAAGAAGGACAGUCAGAUCUGUGAACUGAAAUACGACAAACAGCUGGACCUGACCACAGUCGACCUGAAAAAGCUUAAAGUAAAGGACCUGAAGAAGAUUCUGGAGGAGUGGGGCGAGUCCUGCAAAGGCUGCGCCGAAAAGACCGACUUCAUCCGCAAAAUCACAGAGCUCAUGCCCAAGUACGCUCCUGCGGCUGCCAAAGCACGGACAGAACUGUAAUGAGGAACAAAAACACAUUCACACAGCUUUGGACUUGACUUGGACCAGACUGCUAUCCAGUGAGGAGGAGGAGGAGGAGGAGGAGGAGGAGGAGGGGGGACCAGGAGAGGAGGAGGGGAGUUUUGUCUGACAUGUUUGUCUCAGUCUUUUGGGUUUUGGGCGGUGUUCACUCAUCUGGUAACGCUACACUGAUUCAGAAGUAUAGAUAUUGGUGUGUACACGUGAGGCCACUGAACAGUGUUUGCAACAGUCGUCAGAUUUAAGGUUGGGGAGGAAUUCAUACAACAGGAGCACUGAUUAAUGGGAACAGGUUUUCUGCUUACACAGUACGCUGGCUUAAAACGUGACUGAUCCUCCAACAGGGUCAGUACACACAAAUUGAUAGUUGUUAGUGGAAUCAAGUCAUAGAGCAGUGAGCAGCUGUGCCGGAGCAGUUGGAGGUUAAGUGGCAGCUUGAGCAUGUUUAUUAGUCACUGUACAGUUUCCACCCCUUUUUCAGCCUCUGCCGACACCACCCGACAAGAUCUUGAUGCCGAGUUAAGACUGUAUAAAAGACGUGGACGUAGCCUCUGGGUCUGUGAAGUGAAGCAGAAGUGCCUUAAACCUGCAGACACUCUAAUUGCCAGCAGGGGGCGACUCCAGUCCAAUUGUAUAGACGUCUAUGAGAAAAGGCGUCUACGUCUCACCUGUUUGUUACCUCAGUAAACAUUUUCCCAAAGA